CUUGACAUAACAUUAUGGAACGUUAGCUUGAAUUUAAAUGUGUUUAUUGUAAAUGACUGUCUAACACAUAUCAGGGAUAGAAUUUGUGUUUAAAAUGAGUGCUCAUUUAUUGGAAGAAUUUUAUGCGACAUUAAAUUUCGAUCUCAUAUUUAUUAGUAUAUUAUUUUAUUUUUAUUGAAACAUAACCAUCUUUUUUUAUAUUUCAUAGUUGUUAUAAAACUUUAAAUUAAUUAUAAAUCAUUUUAAAACUAUGCGUAAGCAACAUCGCAGUUAUGUUCAAAUACGUUCGUUGACGCACGCAACUAAUUUCGUAUUUUUGACAAAACAUUAAUUUUAAAUAAAAAUGGGAAACAUGUAUUCAACGAACAGAAAAGACGCUUUGCGCAAAAACAAGAAUGUGAAUACUCAGCCAAGACAGAAGUACUUACCCGUCAGUUCGGAUGUGGGAGAUAACAAUGGAAACAGCCAAGUGGUACCUCUUCCGGAAUUUACUGAUAGACAAAAAGACCUCGUGAUUGAGUCUUGGAAAGUUGUAAAGAAAGACAUGGAUCAAGUUGGAAUAGCGAUGUUUAUGAAAUUAUUUGCCAGCAAUCCUGACGUCCAAGGCGUAUUUGCGCCUUUUAAAGGUAUGACCCAAGAGGAGCUCAUUCAAAGUAAUCAACUGCGGUCUCACGCCAUGCGAGUGAUGGGGACUGUCGACAAGUGCCUUAGCUUAUUUGAAGACAGACAAAAAGUCGUGGAAACUUUGCACGAUCUUGGAUCUCGCCAUGUCAUGUACACAGCAAAAGUUGAUUAUAUGGACUUGAUUGGACCGCAAUUUAUAUUGGCUAUUCAGCCUGUGUUAGAGACGGAAUGGUCAUCGGAACUUGAAAACGCAUGGUCAGAUCUCUUCAAAUUUAUCGCCCAUAUAAUGAAAGCAGCUAUGACAUUCUGAUGACGUUUUGGUAAUAUUUAGAAGAAGGCAGACAUAUAAUAAAAUCAUACACUGUAAUAAUCACAUUGUAUUCGCCGCUUUGUGAUUUAAUAGUGGAAAAGAGUGUUCAUGAUCACCUUUACACCAUGCGAUUGCAGAAAAAGAAACGGCGCAAAAAUAUAGUAAGGAUGCUAAUAAUGUUCAAUAUGCCGACACGAUCAAUAGUAUUAUCAAAGUGCGUGUUUAAACUAAGUGAUUGUGCUAUAUAUUUUAAAGUUGAUUUAAGUAUGCUUGUAAUUUAGAACGAGAACAGCACCAUGUUGUUAUAGAACAUCAUACAGAGAAAAAUAUCGAAACGUUUAUGCCAUAUGUGUGCACAAUGUUGAUUGAGUUGUAAUUUUCACAGAAGAUAUGACAGCAUACUUAUAUCAAAAGGUAAUUAAAACAACCAAUUGUUUACACCUGGCAAAAUAUUCAAUAUAAUAUUGUUUUGCGACAAUCAUAUGCAAGCAUGCUAUUUUUUCUUGUAUUGAUUUAUAUAGAAUACAAACAGCUCUAGAAAACCAUUUUCGGAUUGUUAGCUGCAGGAUUUGUCAUUUCUGAAGUCUCCAUCAAAAACCAAUUACCACGACACACAUCUCUUGUUUGUCCUUGUUAGCAAGCAUAACAUGUGAUGCGUGAUCGCAUUAGUUUUCUUGUGGGAAUCAGAUAUUAAACUGUAUAGUCGCUUUAUGAAAGCGGACACCUUCACCUUUUAACAGUAUGAUUCCAAUUACAAAUGUUUAUUGAAUGACUCAGUGUUUUUAAGGCAAAUGUCGAUACAAAAAACCGUAUCUAUACAUAUAACGU
Molecule: messenger RNA, 1762 nt
Organism: Dreissena polymorpha
Lineage: Eukaryota; Metazoa; Mollusca; Bivalvia; Myida; Dreissenidae
Exons: 3
Coding region: 344-934 (196 amino acids)
Molecular function (GO): heme binding; oxygen binding
Source: RefSeq, a predicted model, not a curated record